Silurus meridionalis is the source of this 1571-nucleotide messenger RNA. RefSeq names its product olfactomedin-4-like. Bases 30 to 1415 code for a protein of 461 amino acids. The record is from RefSeq and is a predicted model, not a curated record. Gene Ontology annotation, biological process: signal transduction. NCBI's taxonomy places the organism in Eukaryota, Metazoa, Chordata, Actinopteri, Siluriformes, Siluridae. The transcript is spliced from 5 exons.
CUUCGUUCCGCUCAUCUUCAGAAGCAGACAUGAGGCCGUCUCUUUUGCCCGUACAGAGGGCUGCGUUCGUCCUCGUCCUUCUCUCUCAGUGUGUGAUCGGGAAGAACUGUAUGUGUGAGCUGAACAACAUUCAACCUCCUUUCCCGAUGGAGAAACUCGACUCGAUUCGCACUGCAGCUGAUCAGUGCACAAAGAGCAUCACUUCAACACAGUUCAUGGAGGUGGAUGUAUUGAUGUUGGGGGUGCAGCAGCGGCUGGAGCAGCUGGAAGAGAGCGUGUCUGUGUUGGAGAAGGAGGACGAUGGUGGUCUGUACGGAGCUGUUUCACUGCGAAUCAUUGAGCUCGAACUCGCUGAGGUUCUGGAGCUCAUGAGUAAACUGAACAAAACCAUCAGCUCCCACAAGCAGCUCAGUCAGAGCACUGCAACCAAGCUGCAAAGCAUGACACAGGGCAUGCAGGAGCUCGAGGCCUUUGACGUUUCGCAAGUGGUGAGCAAACAGCGAGAAAAUCAGCGCUUCAAGAUGGAAUUGGCCGAGUGUCAGCAUGAGCUUCAGGCCACUCCUCAGCCUUCCACUCCUCGCCCACAACGCUGUCCACAAGGUGAGUUGGUCAAUAUAACUGGCCCUAGAACAUACGGCCAAACCCAGUACGGAACCUCUUACUCUUUUGGCGCCUGGGGCAAAGACCCGAAACCUAUACCAGGGGAAGAGGGCCGAUACUGGCUGGUGGCUCUGACCAGCAGUGAUGUUUAUGCCAAUUACGUGCGACACUACAGCAGUUUGAGUACUAUACUGUUAGGUGUGGAUCCAGUGGACACCCCUAUCGCAUCCUCAAACCCCACCAAAAACACCAUCAUGGGCCCUAACGUGGUGCAGUAUGGAGGUGCGCUAUAUUACAACUGCUAUGAUUUUCCAUCUGUGUGUCGCUUCAACAUCUCUGACCGCUCCAUCACUAAUGCACAACUUCCAAGAAACACUGGUUACAACAACAAGUUUCCUUUCGGCCACUUGGAUGCAACAUACAGCUACACAGACUUGGAUUUGGCCACAGACGAGUCUGGUGUCUGGGUGGUCUACUCAUCAACAGCUUAUUUUGGCAAUGUGAUCCUUAGUGAAGUGAUAGAAGGGAAUCCUCUGUCUCUGGGUCGGACGUGGAACACGUCGCUGCACAAGCGCACUAUCACAAACACCUUCAUGGUAUGUGGAGUGCUUUAUGCCACACGAUUCCUGGACAAAGAGACGGAGGAGAUUUUCUACUCGUUCGACACGGAGACAGGAAAGGAGCGCUACGAUCUGAAGAUCCGCAUACAGAAGAUGCAGACCAACAUCCAGUCUCUGAAUUAUAACCCACGAGACCGAAUGUUUUACGCCUACAGUAACUCAUACAUUGUAUCAUAUGCUGCUGUCUUUAAGUAAAUGGUCAUCUUCUUCAACAGCUUUGUGAUCAUUCAAAUUCCUUAAAGAAAAACAAUACAGCUUUAAUUUCUUUUCCAGAAAUGACAUCUGUACAAUUUAUGAUGUCUGUUAUUCUGGAAACACUUCUUUACUAAUAAAAAUAAGACAUUAUGUGAA